GCUCCCAUCCCAAAGAGUGCUCUUGUUCCUGUGAUACCUAUCACCAAAUCAACAGGAUCACGAUUUCGAAACAGUGUAGAAGGACUGAAUCAGGAGAUUGAGAUAAUAAUUAAGGAGACAGGAGACAAAGAGGAACAGCUUGUUCCUCAAGAUAUUCCAGAUGGGCACCGCGCACCACCUCCAUUGGUUCAGCGUAGUAGUAGUACUCGCAGCAUUGAUACCCAAACACCUGGUGGAGCAGACAGGGGUAGUAACAACAGCAGCCGCUCCCAGUCAGUAUCUCCAACCUCAUUUCUUACCAUCUCUAAUGAAGGUAGUGAAGAAAGCCCGUGUUCUACAGAUGAUCUUCUUGCUGAUUCCAGAGAUAAAGAGAAUGGGAAUAAUUCUCCCUUGCCAAAAUAUGCUACCUCACCAAAACCCAACAACAGCUACAUGUUCAAGCGUGAACCUCCAGAGGGCUGUGAAAAGGUGAAAGUCUUUGAGGAAAGCUUGCCAAAGCCAUUGCAUGAAAUUCCAGCCUUCUACUGCCCUGACAAGAACAAAGUGAAUUUUAUUCCUAAAAGUGGCUCUGCUUUCUGUCUUGUCAGCAUCCUCAAGCCACUUCUUCCCACACAGGAUCUCACACUUAAGGGCACUACACACAGCCUGACUGUCUCCUCCAGCAUGACGCCCAGUUUGUUACAGCCCAUUUCUAUGGCCUCCUUGUCUACAAACACAGAUCAAGACAGGAUCUCUCGUGGAACAAGUACAGUAAUACCACAGACCUCUAUACUCCAGCAAUCGGGACAUAUUGAGGAAGCUGAAGGAUAGACUUAGAUUGUCUUGAUAUUUUUCUCGGCAACUACUGGGAAAAAAUUGGAACCAGUUGACUGGACCUUUCUGAUCACACUAUUUGCAUUGUUUUAACAAGUUACGGCACUGUCAUAAUUGAAUUGUUUCUGUAAAUGACUGUUUGGUAGCAAAUUGAGACGUUCAGGAGGAUGCAGCAGCUGAUACUCUGUUGCACUUUCUGCUUAUGAAGACUCUGGUUCUGUUUCUCUCCUGC
Messenger RNA from Pelecanus crispus (Dalmatian pelican), 1045 nucleotides. The record is from RefSeq and is a predicted model, not a curated record. NCBI's taxonomy places the organism in Eukaryota, Metazoa, Chordata, Aves, Pelecaniformes, Pelecanidae.